Messenger RNA from Suillus clintonianus, 279 nucleotides. RefSeq lists its product as uncharacterized. The coding region runs from base 45 to 260 and encodes 71 amino acids. The record is from RefSeq and is a predicted model, not a curated record. Lineage: Eukaryota; Fungi; Basidiomycota; Agaricomycetes; Boletales; Suillaceae. The transcript has a single exon.
UGCCGUCGGCCCUCUACCUGCUCCACCGAGUCCAGAAGAUACUGAUGGGUUGCUUGGUGCAGCCCCGUUUUUCUUCGCUGCUGCAGUUGGCCCUGCAGGUGGUAGGUUCUCGUUGCUGCCAGGCAUGGUUAUAUUUCAAUCUGAUGAGAGGGCUGAAUGUGGGUAUGAUAACUGGCUGCGACAUUGGUGUGGGCGAGCUUGAAAAUUUUGACAAGUCGUUUGUUUAUCCUUGUAUGCAGCCACUCAGAUCAGUGAAUUGAAGUCAUUUUGUCCGUGAAA